This is a messenger RNA of Kazachstania africana CBS 2517, 318 nucleotides long. RefSeq names its product Dmo2p (gene DMO2). The coding region runs from base 1 to 318 and encodes 105 amino acids. The record is from RefSeq and is a predicted model, not a curated record. The transcript has a single exon. Lineage: Eukaryota; Fungi; Ascomycota; Saccharomycetes; Saccharomycetales; Saccharomycetaceae.
AUGAGUGACCGUAGUAAUAUAUUGAAAGUAUUUAAUCCGCCUAGUAAUGAUCAACAGGAAAAAGUUGCUGAUUGUUUGCCCUGUGAUAUUUUCAAUUCAAUUUUCUUAGUUGGAUUAGGAAGUUACCUAGCCAGUGGUAAAGCGAUCAAAAGAGAUCCAAAAUUAUCAUUGAAAGAAUUCAAUGCAAAGCAUCCCAACUGGUGGAGGGUUGGAUUAAGAGGAUUUGGUGGGGUGCUCUUGUUUUAUGGAGCCUUCAGAGGUAGUGAGACCUUUUUUGUCUGGAAAUCUCAGCAGGUAGAGAAAAGGAUAAUGGAAUGA